GCCCCCGCCCCGUGCGCGGCGGGCGACGUGGCCUGCAGCGGCGGCGCGGCCGCCGCGCCGGCGCGGCUGCAGCGGGCCGCAGAGGUGCUCGUGCCGGCGGGCGCCAUCCUGCUGGGGGCGGCGCUGCUGCUGCUGGGCCUCCGCAUGCCCGGGCUCUUCGCCCUGUACUUCGGCGCGCAGACCGGCUUCAACCUCUACAUGAAGGUGAUCCUGUCCGACGCCGACGUGGCCGGCGCCCUCGGCCUGCGGGGAGUCCCCGCCGCUUUCUUGGUGACGGCCCUGCAGCAGCUGGUGGCCUUCGUGCUGCUGACCGGCGCCGUGGGGGCCCUGUGGCUCACGCGGUGGCGCUACAGGGUCAAGCGGCUCGAGACGCCGGAGGAGUGGGUCGCCGUGCUGUGCCUCUCCGCGGCCUUCGGCGCCAACAUCGGCCUCAACAACCUGAGCCUCUCGUACCUGCCGGUGUCGCUGAAUCUCACCAUACGCUCCUGCUUGCCGCUGGUCACCCUGGCGGUGCAGCUCGUCAUCUCGCGGUGCCGCAUGGGAGACGCCCCGCCCACUUCCCACACGGAGGUGGGGCUCAUGUCGUUGGGAGUCUUCUUCGCCUGCCUGGCCACGAUGGCCAAGGGCGAGGGCUCCCACUCCGCGCAGGAGGUGAGCCACCUCUGUUUCGGCGUGGCCGCGUGCUGCCUGUCAUGCGUGGCCGCGGCCCUCAACAUGGUGAUCGUGGCCGCCGUAGGCCAGAAGAUGGACAUGAAUCCGGUGGACUCGGCGCUCUACAUGGCCCUGCCGGCGGCGCUGUGCCUGAUGCCACCGGCCUUCUUCGUGCCCCACCCGGUCGGCUGGCCCGGUUUCGAGAGGUUGACGGACGUGCAGGUCUUGCGGCAGGUGCUGACGCUGAGCCCGGGCACGGUGGGCUGGUUGGCCCUGUCUGGCGUCUUCGGCGUCGCCUACAACGUGCUCCAGUUCCAGCUCGUCCAGGCCUUCUCCGCCGCCCACACCGCCUUCGCGGGCAACUUCAACAAGGGCGCCACCAUCGCGCUGUCCAUCUGCCUCAGCCUUGAGUCGCUGCCCCCGAGGCCGUGGGACCGCGUGAUGCUGAUCGCCCUGGCCGGCAACGUCUGCGCCUUCGCCUGCUACAGCGCGGCGGCUCGAAGCCGGGGUCUUGAGGGGUGGGGCACGACUCGGAGGGAGCCAGCUGUGCAGCAGCACCGAUCCUGGCCAGGCUGGGGCCCAAGAUCUGUGUGACUGUGUGCCUUCCCGCCCAAGCUGUGUGCGGCGUAGCUAUUCGAGCAGUGGCGAAGCAUCCUG
Messenger RNA from Prorocentrum cordatum, 1308 nucleotides. NCBI's taxonomy places the organism in Eukaryota, Dinophyceae, Prorocentrales, Prorocentraceae. The record is from the annotation of a GenBank genome assembly.